GCGUUUAAAGUGCUGAUUCUGCACUUACUAAGUCCUGUUACAUUUGAACUAGAGCACUUUUCAUUAUUGUGAUUGAGCUCUCAUUACUGACUCCAGUCUAAAGCCAUUAAAUGAGAAACUCUUCUUUUCAGUAGUUUAGAAUUAAGAAUAUACAAUAUAGUUGUUCCUGAUUUUGUGAGGUGGCUUAACAGAUGGGAGCCAAAAUCAGUAAGAUGUAUUCACUGAGUGCAUUUAUGAGUUGCAGUAAUAUGUAUAGCAGUCUUGACCCAUAUUUGGAAUCCGAAAGUCAUAAGAUUUCACAAGGAACACAAACAAGCCAGUAUACCUGAAGUUGCUGGUCUGUCCAUAUUGUGUGUAAACAGACAAUGUAGGUGCUUUUUGUAGGUAUAUCAUUACUGAUUGUAGCUCAUCCGUUGCUAUACACAAUCUAUAGGCCACGCUCUACCCAAUACAACAACGUAAAGAGACCACCAGUGGACCAGUGCUGUCCAGUUAUUAUAUAGGUGGACACUGACAUGGUACUGAGUGUGGUAGGAGUGUAUCAGGCACAGUAGUGUUGACAGAUAUUGAAGACGGAUGUCGGAUGUUGUAAACCUUUGUGCACAGUAUACAGAGUUUGACAGGAUGAAACAUGAAGAACAGAGGUGUAGCAGGAAAUGAGGAUAUCAGGCAACAGGAAGUAAGCAGAAACUUUCUUUGAGAUAUGUGAGGUAUCAUAGCAAUGGGCCCAACCCUUCUGUUGAAAAGACCUAUGACUCACUGUUCGUUCUCAGCCUGAAAAAUGAAACAAUGAACAAUGAGUAUAAUGCAUAAAAUCAUGCAUAUACAAGUCAAGGGCUUCAGCUAAGUCCAUUCAUAUUUACUCAGAAUGUUAAAGAUCAGGUGACCCUGAUAGUUGGCUGACAGAUUGUGGAACCCAAUGUGCUCUUCAGCUGUUGUAGCCCAUCGACCUCACGGUUCAGCAAGUUGUGCGUUCUGAGCUGCUUUUUUGCUCACCGUGGUUGUAAAGAGUGGUUAUUUGAGUUACCAUAGCCUUCUUGUCAGCUCAAACCAGUCUGGUUCAUUCUCCUCUGACCUUUUUCAUCAACAAAUUAUUUCCUUCUGCAGAACUGCUGCUCACUGGAUGUUUUUUUCCCACACCAUUCUGUGUAAACUCUAAAGACUGUUGUGUGAAAAUCCCAGGAUAUCAGCAGCUUGUUUGGCAUCAACAACCAUGCCAUGGUCAAAGUCACUGAGAUGACAUUUUUCCCCAUUCUGAUGUUUGAUAUGAACAUUAAAUAAAACUCUGGACCUGUAUCUGCAUGAUACUAUGCAUUGCACUGGAUAAUUGCAUGAAUGUACAGGUGUACAGGUGUUCUUAUUAACAUGAUCAGUGAGUGUAUAUUAGCUUCAAAGAGAUUCAUUUUCAGCUUGAUUGGUACUGGAAAUGGAAACAUAAAAACCUAUCAACCUAUUUAACCACACACAUGGUUUAGUAUGUAAGUUAGAUAAAGCAGAUCACACAUCCCCUUGCAGCCCUGCCCCUCUGUAUCCCCUUCACUGAGUGCCUCAACGUCCCCCAGGCCAUCUCUGCCUCAUUCCUCAUUCUGCAUAGAAAGGGCUUUGUGUUUCCCUCUGGCUAAGUGUGUAAGUAGCUGCUGAAAGAUCUGGAGAUUAUGGCUUCCACUGGAAAUUUCCGCAUGGUCUCAGAGGAUGAGCAGGCCCUGCGCUCCAAACUUGAGCAUCUGACUGUGAAAGAUCACGGGCCAGUGUUUGGGCCAUGUCAGAAGCUACCUGAUCACACAUUACAGAAGGCAAAGGACGAGCUGAACGAGACAGUGGAGAAGAGAGUGUCUGCAGUAAAGGAGCUGAGAUCCCUGAUCUGUGAGAAGGCUGAGAAUAGGGACGACUUGUCCAUGGACGUGAAGGAGAAAUUUGGGAACAAACCAGAUUCUCUGCUCCUGAGGUUCAUCCGUGCGCGCAAGUUCGAUGUGGCCAGGGCAUAUGAGCUCAUGAAGGGUUAUGUGCGUUUCCGACGUGACUACCCCGAGCUGUUUGAGAAUUUGACCCCUGAAGCAGUGCGCAGUACCAUCGAGGCUGGAUAUCCACAAAUACUCAGCACACGUGACAAGGAUGGCCGUGUGGUGCUCCUUUUCAACAUAGAGAACUGGGAUUUGGAAGAGGUCACCUUUGAUGAAACUCUGAGGGCAUACUGUGUCAUCCUGGAGAAACUUCUGGAAAAUGAGGAGACUCAGAUCAAUGGCUUUGUACUCAUUGAAAACUUUAAGGGCUUUACUAUGCAGCAUGCAGCUGGCAUCAAACACACUGAGCUGAAAAAGAUGGUGGACAUGCUGCAGGACUCAUUUCCUGCACGCUUCAAGGCCGUGCAUGUGAUUCACCAGCCUUGGUAUUUCACAACCACUUACAAUGUGGCCAAAUCCUUCAUGAAGAGCAAACUGCUAGAGAGGGUUUUUGUUCAUGGUGACGAUCUGGAUGUUUACUUCAGAGACUUCAGUGCUGAAAUCCUCCCUCCAGACUUCAGUGGGAAAGGGCCGAACUGUGAUGGCAGAGAGACAGCAAUCAAGCUGUUUGGCUCUGAAGACACAGCUCUUUAAAUGACUCAAGUCAACACACAUGCUAGACUGACCGACGUAUAUACAGUAUAAUGUAGUACGUCCUCUAGGGAAUAUGAAAAGUGGAAAAGAAAUUUUAAAAUUGUUUAAAAUUUUGAUGGACAGGAAGAAUUGUACCAUAGGAGAAAAGAUAAACAGUAUACAAUGGGAGCUCGCUUUGGAAUUACACACAAACAAUUGUUGUGGGUUUAAAAGAGACUUGACGUAAUGGAGGUAAUGACUGUUACUGUAGUCUGUGGCUUGCGAUAGUAAAAAUAGUCACAUUAAUAUAGAAAAUAUGACCAUUAACCCUGCAUUUUUGACAAAGAUUAAGACAUACUGUGUACAUACUCAAACAUACACACACUCCACAAUGAAGAAUGCAAAUUUUUGUAUUCAUUCUGAAUUCAUUUUGUUCUCCCUGUCUGAUUUCAUGAUAUAGAUUGUAACUGGCAAUGUUCAUAAUAAAAUAUGACUAAUGAA
Molecule: messenger RNA, 3074 nt
Organism: Pangasianodon hypophthalmus (striped catfish)
Lineage: Eukaryota; Metazoa; Chordata; Actinopteri; Siluriformes; Pangasiidae
Gene: rlbp1a
Product: retinaldehyde binding protein 1a
Exons: 8
Coding region: 1656-2594 (312 amino acids)
Cellular component (GO): membrane
Molecular function (GO): phosphatidylinositol bisphosphate binding
Source: RefSeq, a predicted model, not a curated record